Molecule: messenger RNA, 1035 nt
Organism: Capsicum annuum
Lineage: Eukaryota; Viridiplantae; Streptophyta; Magnoliopsida; Solanales; Solanaceae
Product: respirasome Complex Assembly Factor 1
Exons: 4
Coding region: 339-725 (128 amino acids)
Biological process (GO): mitochondrial respirasome assembly
Source: RefSeq, a predicted model, not a curated record
AAAUAAAUGAACACACACCAUUGGUGAAGCCACCUCUCCUAGUUGGAAAAGCACUUUAAAUAAAAUCCGAAAGUAUGGAUUGCACGUGCCGAUCAGCCUCCCCCUAAAAAAAGAAAAAGAAUGAGAAUGAUAGCCAAAGUAGAACAACCAAAUAUUUGCUGCAUUCUCUCAUCUCCAUCUAAUCUAGUAAUCAUUUAGUAUAUAAUUUCUAGAUCUAGCAAUAAUAUUAUUCCUAGUUUUCUAUAAUAUAUACCCCCACUUUUCAACUCUCUAAAUCUCAGCAUCAUCGAUUUCAUCGAAAACCCUAAAUUACUCACCUUUUUGUAUCUUGGUUGAGGAUGAGACAGAGGAAGAAAUCGAAUACAGAGGUGUCACAGCAGCAAGACCAACACCAGAAUGCUCACUUGUCUAAGUUCAGACAACUUUUCGAUCCCGAAGCUUCUUGGGAUAAGGAUCAACUGGGUGAUGUAUUGCAUUGGACUAGACAAUUGAUGGCUCUUGUUUGUGGAUUAAUAUGGGGCGCCAUUCCUUUGGUUGGUGGCGUCUGGUUUAUGCUGUUUCUUGCGCUUUCAACCGGUAUUAUCUACUGUUAUUAUGCGCUGGUGCUAAAAGUUGAUGAAGAAGAUUUUGGUGGGCAUGGAGCUCUCCUACAAGAAGGGCUUUUUGCUUCUAUGACACUCUUUCUGCUUUUUUGGACCCUAGUCUACAGUUUGGCUCACUUUUGAUGCGGGCUUCUCAAUUUCACCGAGCUUCCCGUCUCUUCGCAAGUCAGAACUCAUAUUUUGGUAGAUGUACCAGGUGUUAUUUUUGUUGUUGUUGGGAUGGAGUUCCCAAAAAGACAACGUUGGCCAAUUUUUCGACUGUGCAAUAUUAUCUUCAGUGUAAUCUGAAACAUGGCAGCUUUCCAUUUCAAACAUAGUUUAAGAUGUAUUUGUUCAGCAUUAUUUGCUCCAAGUGCAGAUCAUGCUUUGACUCAACAACUAUGCUAGUUUCUUAGGUAGAUAGAAAUGCUUAUAUUAAUGCUUUUUCUUUAUA